CUUCCUCUGCCAAUCCGCGUCUGCUAGCUUCUGCCUGAAAAAAAAGAAAAAGAAAUUAGAAAAGAGAAGACAACGAAUUGGAGGCGGAAAAAUAGGAGAAAGAGAAAAUUAGUUAGUACCAUUUCUUCACUAAUACUAGCCUCGAUCUUCUUCCCUAACGAGCUUCGACCAUUUUCCCUCCAACAAUGGCGCGUAGAUCGCUUUCCGCCAAUCUCCUCCACUUCCUCUCCGUCUUCGCUCUCUUCCACACUCUCGCGCUCUCCAAAACCCUCAAACGCGACGUGAAGGCGUUGAACGAGAUCAAGUCGUCGCUCGGGUGGAGAGUGGUGUACGCUUGGGUGGGAGACGAUCCCUGCGGCGGCGACGGCCUCCAGCCUUGGUCCGGCGUCACGUGCUCCACUCAAGGAGACUACAGAGUCGUUACCGAAUUGGAAGUGUAUGCAGUGUCGAUCGUUGGUCCGUUUCCUACCGCCGUGACCAAUCUGUUGGAUCUCACCAGAUUGAACUUGAAAUGUUUCUGCAAAAUUAGGGAUUUCCAUAACAACAAGCUGACAGGGCCGAUCCCUCCACAGAUUGGAAGAUUGAAGCGUCUCAAGAUACUGAACUUGAGGUGGAACAAAUUGCAAGAUUCCAUUCCUCCUGAAAUUGGUGAACUUAAGAGUUUGACACACUUGUAUUUGAGCUUCAAUAAUUUCAAAGGAGAGAUUCCGAGGGAGCUGGCUAAUCUCCCCGAGCUCCGGUACCUUUACUUGCAAGAGAAUCGGUUUAUUGGGCGAAUUCCUGCAGAAUUGGGAACCUUGCAGAACCUUCGUCACUUGGAUGUUGGCAACAAUCAUUUGGUGGGCACCAUCAGGGAACUAAUACGUAUUGAGGGUUGCUUCCCUGCCCUUCGCAACCUCUAUCUGAACAACAAUUACCUGACUGGAGGAGUCCCUGCACAGCUUGCUAACUUGACAAACUUGGAGAUCUUGCACCUGUCCUCCAAUAAAAUGACUGGAGUAAUACCUGUUGGACUUGCUCACAUUCCGAAAUUGACCUACCUGUACCUGGAUCACAAUCAAUUCACAGGAAGAAUUCCUGAAGCCUUCUAUAGACAUCCAUUUUUGAAAGAAAUGUACAUCGAAGGAAGCUCGUUCAAGCCCGGUGUAAACCCGAUAGGCAUGCACAAAGUCUUUGAAGUAUCUGAUGCAGAUUUUGUAGUUUAGAAAUCCAGCCAUUAUUGAAUUCAUUUCUUUACCACUUGUUUCCCCCCUCUUGUUACAAGCCUAUACAUAGAGAGAGCUAAAAAAAUGGAAUGUCAUGUAUGAAAAAUUCAUGAUCAUCCCAAUGUAGACUUCGCCACUAAAUCAGUCUUCAGAGGCCACAAUGUUGAACCAUGCAUAUCAUAUUUGUAUUGUAAAUGUUUGCCUCAUUUCACUGUCAAGUGGUGGGAGAAGAAAAUUCUGGCUGAGUUUUCUCUCCCGCAACAAAUUCAUGAACCGAACCACCAAUCUCGAUUGAGCUGCUACCUGGUGACUUCUCCACCCCUCGGUCCCUCAUCAUCUUCCUCACUCUCUUUGCCUCAUCGUGCUUCCCAGCUGCGGAAUACAAGUUCGAGAGCAGAGUGUAGGCCCCACUGUGACUUUCCAAUUUAAACAAUCUCUCAGCAGCAACCUCGGCCAGUUGUGCGUCUCCUUGGCUGCAGCAAGCAUUUAGCAGUGCCCUCCAUGCUAUGGCUUCUUCAGAAGAACUGCUAGAAGAUGGCAUUCGUUGGAUUAUUCGUUCGGCUUCUUGAAGAAGACCUUCUCUGCUGAGAAGAUCAACAAUGCAUCCAAAGUGUUCACUCUUGGGCUCUAGUUUGUACUCAUUACACAUCUUGUCUAAUAUCAUUAACCCUUCAGAUGCCAUGUUUGAAUGGCUGCAGGCAGCUAGAAUGGUCAAGAAUGUGAUGUCAUCAGGCUGCAACCCAGCUGCUUCCAUCUCCAAGAGCAGCUUCAGUGCGUUCUCCCCAUCUCCGUGGAUCGCCACCCCGGAAAUCAUGACAUUCCAACAAACGACAUCUCUAUCAGGAAUUUCAUCGAACAGGUUUCUGGCGAGCGCCAAGUUCCCACAUUUUACGUACAUAUCCACCAGUGCUGUGCUCAGACGGGUACUAAGUUGAAAUCCAGAUCUAGUCAGUUGUCUGUGAAUCCACAUUCCAGUGUCCAAAGCUCCCAGCUGAGCAGAAGCAGUGAGAAUGCUCGAAAAUAUUCCCUCGUCUGGCUGAACAUCGGCCAAUUGCAUCAGCUUGAAGAGAUACAAGCACUCCUUGUAACAGCUGUUCUGAACAUACCCGGAAAUCAUGGCCCCCCAUAGACCUCCAUCCUUGAUUGGAGCCUGAUCGAAGCACAAUCUCGCCUUUCCAACUUCGCCCGCUUUAGCAUACCCAGAAACCAUUGACGUCCAAGACACAACACACGGGCUAGGCAUUUCAUCGAACACUUUGCCUGCUGCGCCCAUACAGCCAAACCCAGAGUAGAAAAGAAUGAACGAGUUUCCCACGACGGUAAACCACUCCAGCCCUAAUUUCAGGCAAGACCCAUGAACAGCCUCUCCAUUAAAACGAGAUUCCAGCUUCAAACAAGCUUUCAGCACGUAAGGAAGCGUGUAAUCGUCCGGGUACAUGCCGUUCCGCCAAAUGGUGGAGUAGACUUGGAAAAUCUUGGAGAGGUCAUCAUUUUGCAGAAGACACUUGAUCGCGGUGUUGCAGAUGCAAAUGGUGGGGCGGUGAAUGCUCUGGAAGAGCUUCCAAGCGUGGUCGGCGGCGGUGGAGGUUCCGGUCUGAAGGCGUACCUCCGCGCAUAAAGCUAGAAUUCUGCUAAGAGCAAAGGAAUUGUGGCCGAGGCCACAGGCGAUUGCUUGGCCGUGAGCUUGCUUCAGUUGGUUCAAGCUCUUGCAUUUCUUCAGAAGGUUUAGGCAUCUUGUGGAAGGGAGAAGUGACAUGAAUCUCCUCGAGAUAGCUCUGCAUUCUCUUUUUCUGGCUUACAGAAUCAUAGUUGCCUAGGCUACGAAUUCAUUCGAGGUGGGACAACUCCCUUAAAAUAUAGUUUUUGGUGCACCCACUUUGGAACAGGUGAUAUUAUAUAUAAUAAUAAUAAAAAGCUAAAUUAUAUUUUUGGUCAAUCAAAUUAUAAAAAUAAAAAAUCUUUCACAUUUGUUACCCGAA
Messenger RNA from Linum tenue, 3184 nucleotides. The record is from the annotation of a GenBank genome assembly. Lineage: Eukaryota; Viridiplantae; Streptophyta; Magnoliopsida; Malpighiales; Linaceae.